GUGAGACAGACCGGGAGAAGCAGCAGAGAUUUUAAAAAACUAAAAACAAACGGAGCUAAUCGCAGACACACACAGAGAAGCAGGUCGGCAGAGGAGCGGACCUGAAACUUACCAGACACACUCUUCGAACACACUCACACACUCUCUCUCUCUCUCUCUCUCUCUCUCUCUCACACACACUCAGUCGGCAGCAGCAGCAUGUUCUGGUGGAGGCUCCCCCAGGCGGUGUGUGCGCUGUCAGCGUGCGCGUGUCUGAUUCUCGCAUAUGAGGAUGAUAUUGAGGUCAACUAUGCUGACACCUUCUACAAUGAAAUCACAGAUGGAGAGACACCAGAACCCACACCGAGUCCAACACCCUGCACUUCUCGAGACUUGUCCAAAUGGGACAAAAUCUUUACAAUGCUGGAAAACAGUGAGAUGAGGGAGAACAUGCUGCUUCAGUAUGCAGAUGAGAUCGUCAAGGUGGAGUUGGCUUCACUGCGUGGAGAAUUGCUCAGGUUCGUAAGCCAGUAUGGUUACUCCUGCGGCGUUGCAUUGGAGGCAUCAGGAAGAAAGAUGGCCGUGCAGAUGGAAGGCCGCAUCAGAGAAACCAUGGAGCGCCUCAGACCCAGAGAUCAGACCGCUGCUGCUGCCUGGAACUCUAACCACCUGGAGGCGAUGCUGCAGCAGCUCCUCUCCGCAGCACAAACACAAGCUUCCCGACUCGCCAAGCUGGAGACCAGCUGCUUCAGCGGCCCAGGAGCGGGGACGGGGUUGAAUGCAAAGCCACGAUCCCAGCUACCGGAAGAAGCUGGGGGGGCAGGGCUCCGGGAGCAAGAGGUCACACCACAAGAGGUGGCUUUGGAAGGGGUGCUGGCUGCGAUGGAACAGAUUAAGGUGGAACUGGGGGAGGUGCUGAGGUCAUCGAGGCAGAGAUCACUACCCGCAGGUUGUGAGAUGGCGCUCCUCUUCCCCAUGCGUUCCCGUCGAAUCUACACCUCCGUCAUACCAGACGUCCCCCUCUCCGUCUCGUCCUUCACUGUCUGCAUGUGGGUGAAGCCGACCACCAUGUCCAACAGAACCGUGCUGUUCUCAUACGGGAACCGUCGCAACCCAUAUGAGAUCCAGCUGCUGCUGGGUCAAACCUCUGCGCUCCUCACCAUCGGAGGAGAGGCUCACCUGGUGGAGGCCCGGGAUGUGGUGAAACCAGGAGGCCCGUCGGAGUGGAUCCACUUGUGCGGGGCGUGGUCAUCCGAGCAGGGCCUGGCGUCCCUUUGGGCAGGUGGGAAGAAAGUGGCCUCCACGCCCGGAGUGGCGGAAGGACACGUCUUACCCGACGGAGGCUCGCUCCUGCUGGGGCAAGAAAGAAAUGACUGCUGCCCUCAGUCUCCGAACAGCAGGAGCGGGGUGGCAGGGUUUGAUGGAGGGUUCGAUCCAAAGAUGGCGUUUGCGGGCAAGAUGACGGGAGUGAACAUGUGGGACAGGGCGCUGUCAGAGGGAGAGAUUUCCCAGAUAGCUUUGCGGGAGGGCCAGGGCAGGGGGAACAUGGUGGCGUGGGGCGUGACGGAGAUGGUGCCACAUGGAGGCGCUCAGUUCAUUAACUGAAGGGUUCCUCGUGGUGGAACCUUUCCUCAUAAUCUUCAUCAUCAUUGUGAAUACCAGCGACAUCGCGAUAAGCUUGCAUGAUGCAACUGAAGAUAGCAAUUUACAACCAGCAAUUUACAAUGUACCAUCGUUGUCCCUAUAGUUAAACGUUUUAAUUCUAAUGUUACUUUUUCCUUCAUCGUCAUCUCCAUCGCUAUUAUCAUGAACAAUAAUGCUGCAAUGAACUUUACUGGACAUUUUCAACGUAGAGAAAGCCAAUGUUGUGAGAGACGACAUUUAUUUUUGUAACGUAAUCUUUUGAACUGAGAGCAUAACACACACACACACAAACACACACACACAAUAUAUCAUUACAGUGAAUGGGUUGUGAGCCAGUAAACUGACAGAGUAAAAUAAGAGGUCACAACCAAUUACAAGAGAUUAUCUUGUAACUGCAGAGUGAUGAAGUUUUUAGGGUAACGAUGGCCUUUUAUCUCUUUCUAUCUAGAUGUGUACAGAAAUAGCUAGUACUAAUGUUAAGCAUUAAUAUAACACAAUAUUUUUGUUUUCUACUUUUGAAGUGUUGUAGGUACAAUUAUUAGAUGUUUGAAUUGAAAGCAGAGGUACCACAUUAAUGUGUCGAUAAUGUGUUAACAUUAUAUAAUGUAUAAAAUACCUGACCUGACUGAAAGAUUGUUUUCAUGCAUGGACAACCAGCCACUGCAGAAACAGCUUCAGAUUUUUUAUUACCAAUUUAUUAAUUUACUCUCAGAAUUUUCUUGAAUUUAUGAAAGCUUUUAGAGCAUUUUUAAGACCUUACAUUUCCAACGUGUAACAAUUAAAGUGUUUACAUUCAUAGGAGUUCUGCUCUGUUUUAUUUUUAAUAGUUAUAUUUGUGUGUUCUUUUUUUAAACUGCAUUAAGUAAUAGGAAGUAAAACCGUGAUUGUUAUGUGACAUUUACAUCGUUUUUUGUAAUUGUUAAAAGAAACUGAGGACAAUGUUUACACACUAAUCGUUCAUGAAUGGAGUUGUCUUGUAUUAUAAUGUAAAUUGCUUUUAAAGUUCUUGUGAAAAGGUGAAAAUGAAUGUAUAUUGUACAUAAAUAUAUUUUGCAUAACAUGACUGGAUGAAUGGAGAGUGAGAUAUGAAUAAACAUUUCAAGUUAUAAUAUAA
Pseudoliparis swirei is the source of this 2737-nucleotide messenger RNA. RefSeq names its product pentraxin 3, long a (gene ptx3a). The record is from RefSeq and is a predicted model, not a curated record. Bases 199 to 1584 code for a protein of 461 amino acids. Gene Ontology annotation, molecular function: complement component C1q complex binding. The transcript has 4 exons. Gene Ontology annotation, biological process: innate immune response. NCBI's taxonomy places the organism in Eukaryota, Metazoa, Chordata, Actinopteri, Perciformes, Liparidae.